Microplitis demolitor is the source of this 1080-nucleotide messenger RNA. It is a transcript of the gene Max, whose product is annotated as protein max. Gene Ontology annotation, cellular component: RNA polymerase II transcription regulator complex. The record is from RefSeq and is a predicted model, not a curated record. Gene Ontology annotation, biological process: positive regulation of transcription by RNA polymerase II. Gene Ontology annotation, molecular function: DNA-binding transcription factor activity; protein dimerization activity. The coding region runs from base 521 to 1048 and encodes 175 amino acids. NCBI's taxonomy places the organism in Eukaryota, Metazoa, Arthropoda, Insecta, Hymenoptera, Braconidae. The transcript has 4 exons.
AGUUACUGACAGUUUGUCAAAAUUUCAUCGGUCACACCGUUUUGUGGCGAUAAAAAAAAGUGAGUAAUAUUCGUCACGUGACCAGUGUAUAUCUCCAAGACUAUCUACAUACUUUUGUUGUUUGUGGUAUAUAACCUUCAUCGUGCUUGACUAAAUAGACCAAUUCACGUCACUUUUAAAUUUUACAAUAAUAAAGUAGACAUUUCUUUCAUAUUAUCUUUAAUUCUUAUAAGUUACAACUCACGUGCGUAGGAACGCAUGUUAAAAUUUUUAACUCAUAAAUCAUAAAAAAAGUAGAUUUCUUAAACUCGUAUAUAUAAGAAGAUGAAAAACAACAAACGGAAGAAUUAAAAAUGUCAACAUAUAUUUUUGACUUAGAGAAUGUUUACUAUUUCUCUUUUUUGAAAUAACUUUUAAAUCUCCAUAAAUUUAUCUCCAUGAAAACUCACAAAAAUUUCCGGAGCAAAUUAUCAUCCGUUUGAAUUAUUGAGCGUUCCUUUUUAUAAUUUUUGAAAUAUUCAUGAUGAGUGACGACGACCGUGAUAUUGAUAUCGAAAGUGAUGAUGGCGAUGACUCUGAUUCUAGGCAGAGACCAUCUAAUAACACGCAAUAUUACUCCCAGGCUGAAAAACGUGCUCAUCACAAUGCUUUGGAGAGAAAACGUCGGGAUCAUAUAAAAGAUAGUUUUUCUAGCCUACGAGAUACAGUACCUUCUCUGCAAGGAGAAAAAGUUGCGAGUAGAGCACAAAUUUUGAAAAAAGCUGCUGAAUAUAUCCAAUUCAUGAGACGUAAAAAUUCUUCACACCAACAAGACAUUGAUGAUUUAAAACGGCAGAAUAUCUUACUAGAAUCACAAAUUCUUACAGUUCGUACAUUAGAAAAAGCAAAAAUAACUGGAAAUUUUGCUGCUGAAUCAUGCGAAGGAACAAAAGUGGAAUCAGUUAAUAUUGGGAAUUACAACGAUUCUGAAUCAGAGUCGACAGACAGUGAAUCGGGCAGAACUAUCCGUCAUCCAAAAAAAUUGAAAAUUUCUAGUAUCAAUCAUUGAUUAAAAUAAAAGAUUUACGUCACAUAAGGUUA